This is a messenger RNA of Exophiala dermatitidis NIH/UT8656, 1053 nucleotides long. RefSeq lists its product as uncharacterized. The coding region runs from base 1 to 1053 and encodes 350 amino acids. Gene Ontology annotation, molecular function: metallopeptidase activity. The transcript has a single exon. NCBI's taxonomy places the organism in Eukaryota, Fungi, Ascomycota, Eurotiomycetes, Chaetothyriales, Herpotrichiellaceae. The record is from RefSeq and is a predicted model, not a curated record.
AUGGCGAAGACGGCGGGAUGCAGACGACUCCAGCUUCUCCUGGUGUUCUUCAUGUCUUUUAUGACCCUGAGCAGCGCCAAUUUACCACAAUUGGUGGUCCCUUUGCACACCAGCCUACAGGAUCCGGGCCCAAAACUGCAGCAAGCGUUCAAGGAUAGUGUGAUGCUAGCCCGGGUUGUCGCAUUGACAUUCGAUCCUUGCGAAGAAGUGUUCCUGCGCUACUUCACUGCCGAGGAGGCUGAUUUUGUCAAGCAUGCCUUCCGCACAUUGGCAAAUGUUCCGCUCGACGUGAUGAUCAAUGAGGAAACUGAUAUCGGUGGACUUCUCGGCGCGCCCACAUCGCCAGGCACCUUGCAACCAAAAUUCGCCAACCUGGACAUCGCCUUGGGAGACCAUCCGGACAUUCCAGCAGCGGACAGACUCUACGGCCAUUUGUCUGAGGACGGGCUCCUCUUUGAUGCGUAUACAUAUCUUGACGUGGAUGAGUUCGAGCUCAGCGAUGAAGCCAGUCAAGUAGACAUGAUCUCAUUGUGCGAGCAGUUGUUUCAAUUUCCGUCCCUGGACGAAAUUGAGCACCCACCUAAUGAGCCAUGGGCUCGGGAUGCCCAAGGCAAUCCGUUGCCCGGGUUCACAUGCAAUGGUCUCGGCAAUACUGACAGUGACUGGAUGGUCUCUCCCGGCGCCACGCUCCUGCACGAGCUCAUGCACUGGAGUUACCUGUUCAAAGACAUACCUGGGUUUUCUGGGUUGAUCCGGCAGGAUGAGGCUGGCUUGCCGCAGAUCCGUGACUUUUCGCAACCCAACUCCAACCCGCCGGACGGAAUGGGGGCGUAUCAUGCAAGACUGCUCAGAGACCUUGGGCCGUAUACUGCCAUUCAGAAUGCGGACAGCUAUCGCUGGUACGCAUUGUCCAAGUACUGGACCUGGAAAUGCAAGCGAGGAUUUGCAGCGGCCACGAGUGACUUGGACGUCUAUAAAAGGGGUCCGAGGACGAGCGCUAGUCAGCCAGAGAUGGCUGCUGCUGGAGAGGAGGCAAGCGGCACGGGUCAAUAG